AUGGGUGAAGAGCCUAAAACGGAGAUGGAAGACACAAACACAGACACAAACAAAUCUGGGAGUUGUGCCACAAUUGAUGGGAGUUCUCUUCUAAAACCCAAACUCGAUAGUAUCAAAAAGUUGACAAUACUUCUAGAUUAUUUGCAGAAAGGAAUUGAUGAAAAUUGGGCCGCUGCCUUGGAACAUAACCCUGAAGCUUUUGCAAGGGUGGUUAUGUUGUAUGUGGACAUGGAGGUUAAUGGUUUCCCAUUAAAGGCAUUUGUUGACAAUGGAGCCCAAUCAACAAUAAUAUCAAAAAGUUGUGCUGAGCGUUGUGGAUAUGUACUGUUUUAUAUCUGA
Quercus robur (English oak) is the source of this 339-nucleotide messenger RNA. RefSeq names its product protein DNA-DAMAGE INDUCIBLE 1-like. Gene Ontology annotation, biological process: proteolysis. NCBI's taxonomy places the organism in Eukaryota, Viridiplantae, Streptophyta, Magnoliopsida, Fagales, Fagaceae. Bases 1 to 339 code for a protein of 112 amino acids. The transcript is spliced from 5 exons. Gene Ontology annotation, molecular function: aspartic-type endopeptidase activity. The record is from RefSeq and is a predicted model, not a curated record.